CAGUCUGAUGGCGUCAUAUUCAAAACAAGUUUGCUAUUUUUUAAUGUCGUUUUUAUCAAAGAAGGCAGAUGUGUUUGUAAUUUACAGUGGUAUUCCUGUAGAGAGCGGUAGAUCGUUUUCUAAAAAAUGGUUUUAUGCUCGCCCCAUACUGUAUACAUAAGCGGAGGGAAGAGAAAUCCUAGCAGUUCUCUUGAUUCAAUUUCACAGUCGAAACGAUACUGGAGCACUUUUUUUUGCACACACCUAAAGGCAAAUCCCAAAUAACGAGCACCUAGCGACUUUGUUUAAGUGCAAUAGAGGAACUGUACGAGACAGUUUGCCCGUACGCGGUGCGUUGCGGAGGGAUUUAGAUAGGAAAAACCCAGUGUUGUGCAGUUGCAUUCCCUACCACUUCACUUGCGCUGGAUACCGGGAGGCUUUGACUUUUUUUCAUCCCAGCUUCUGUCUCAAAACAACCGUAUUCUCGUCUAAAUCAGCGGAAGAACCUGACGGGGCGGAAGCCAUCAUCCCACAGAACAUACUAAAGGCCUGGGGAAGUCAUUAACCACCACACACAACAAGACAUUGAUCUUGUCCGGUCCAGUCAAUUCGUCAGUCCCAGGGCCAGCACAGGGGGGUCGCUCCGGAGGCCAGAGCCCAUCCGGACCGGGACCCUGUGCUGUCGCACUGACUGACCCCCCUAUCUGCGAAUGACCAGCAAGCAUCUGAGGGUGGGGCCCGCCUCAGUCUCGCAUGAUUGGCUGCUGGAUGGAAUUAAGGUGAAUGGAACACAUGCCCAAGGAGCAGGACCCUAACCUAUCAGAGGGAGAAGAGAAACUGUGGAUCGAUGGCCCGAAAAGGAAAAGAAAGAACAGUUCAUGUUCGGUGAAGAGCAUGUCUGGGUACAUCCCCAGCUACCUGGAGAAGGAUGAACCGUGCGUGGUGUGUGGAGACAAGGCCACUGGCUACCACUACCGCUGCAUCACCUGUGAGGGCUGCAAGGGUUUCUUUCGGCGGACAAUUCAGAAGAACCUCCACCCCGCCUACUCCUGUAAGUACGAUGGCUGCUGCAUCAUCGACAAGAUCACCCGCAACCAGUGCCAGCUGUGCCGCUUCAAGAAGUGCAUCGCAGUGGGCAUGGCCAUGGACCUCGUUCUGGACGACUCUAAGCGGGUGGCCAAGCGGCGUCUGAUCGAGGAGAACCGGGUGAAGAGGAAGGAGGAGAUGGUGAAGACUCUGCAGAACCGGCCGGAGCCCACCGGCUCAGAGUGGGAGCUGAUCCGCAUGCUGACCGAGGCCCACCGCCACACCAAUGCACAGGGCUCCCACUGGAAACAGAAACGCAAGUUCCUGCCGGAGGACAUAGGUCAGUCUCCCGUGGUCCCCACGUCGGACGGAGACAAGGUGGAUCUGGAGGCCUUCAGUGAGUUCACCAAGAUUAUCACCCCUGCCAUCACCCGCGUCGUCGACUUUGCCAAAAAACUUCCCAUGUUCUCGGGGCUGCCUUGUGAGGACCAGAUCAUCCUAUUAAAAGGCUGCUGUAUGGAGAUCAUGUCGCUGCGAGCCGCCGUGCGUUACGACGCAGAGAGCGAGACGCUGACCCUGAGUGGCGAGAUGGCGGUCAAGCGGGAGCAGCUGAAGAACGGGGGCUUGGGCGUGGUGUCGGAUGCCAUCUUCGACCUGGGCAAGAGCCUGGCACAGUUCAAUCUGGACGACACGGAGGUGGCGCUGCUGCAGGCUGUGCUGCUCAUGAGCUCAGACCGCUCGGGCCUCACGAGCAGUGACAAGAUCGAGAAGUGCCAGGAGACCUACCUGCUGGCGUUUGAACACUACAUCAACUACCGCAAACACAACAUUCCCCACUUCUGGCCCAAGCUGCUGAUGAAGGUGACGGACCUGCGUAUGAUUGGGGCGUGUCACGCCAGCCGCUUCCUCCACAUGAAGGUGGAGUGCCCAACUGAACUUUUCCCCCCGCUCUUCCUGGAGGUCUUCGAGGACCAGGAAGUGUGAGUGGCGCUGCCCGCUGCCGAAUAGUAGUGGGGCAACUUGGGAAAGGAAUGGUCGUUUUUCUGGAGCGGGGAAGGGUUUAGGCAGGACUUGUGUUUCGCCGACAUUUACGUGGUAAAUAACAGGCAACAACCACACACCAGCAGCAGGAGUCAAACAAACAAUGAUUUUUGCUUUUAACCAACCACCUCUUCAUACCUGUUUUGGGGAAUCAGUUUGGCGGCCCUCCCUGUCUGAGCAGUCUUAUCCAGUGGGAGUUGCAUCCCCAUCCCACGCACACACACACACACACACACACACACACACACACACACACACACACACACACACACACACACACACACACACACACACACACACACACACACACACACACACACACACACUCUGGGUCCCUUCCCAGGGCCAUAUUGGAGGCACCUCAGUUGUCACUCUGUGCCACUAGAUGGUGGUCUUCACAGCUUUGCACCUGUUUGAAAUGAUGGCAACCAUGUUUUAAACUGGUCCGCUAAUUUCAGUCUCAGAAUUAGUGUAAAACAAGAAUUCAGGAGACGCUGUCACACACAAACAGAGGUCCUGAGCGUGUGCCGUAUAGCGCCUACCAUAGAGCAAAGCUACCAGUACCUACUAUCACCUCCCAACGCAACUGAGCCAUGAGCGUGAUCAUGUUUGAAACAAGUCAGGUGCUAUAUUUAUAAGUCUCCUUUAAUUGUCUGAAAUGUGUAAAACUACAGACCGUGGCUCCGUAUCUACCUUCAGUUCUGUCAUUAGGCCGGUUCCUGUGACUGAUACACACACACACACACACACACACACACACACACACACACACACACACACACACACACACACACACACACACACACACACACACACACACACACACACACGGCAGACGUGCCUUGUCAUUGCCCGUGCUGCUGGUGCCAGCAGUAGACCCUCUUAUGAAUGACAAUUGAGCCCUUCUCUCUCCAAUGAAAGUUAUCGCAGCGAAGGAAAGAGGGGAAGAUGGAAGGGGGCCCACUGACGGGAGUUUUCUCAGAGGAGUAAGAGUGAAAGAAGAGGGGAGGAAUAGGGAGAGAGAGAGAGAGUUAAAUUGCUGGCAAGUAGAUUCAGUGGCUGGAGACUGAACAGCAUCCAUACAGACUCCCACACCCUGUCUGAAUAGCAGUGAACAAGGCAGGCAACUCAUGUCUCACACACACACCUCAGAAACUCAAAUGCCAUGUUUACUGUACACAUUGCAGUGAUGUAGCCCUGACCUGCAGGGUAAGUUAGUCCGAGUCUGCGCAUGUGUGACUCAGCUCAGUAUGGCCCCUCCAAGCUUCCAUACUCAGUUGUUAGUGUAGCAGUCACUGAGAAAGGGCAAGGUCAAUGACGUCUGCCAUUUACCUCAAAGUGGGCACACCUUCAAGGCUGGGGCGCCACCAUUGCUCCUGUGCCGACAGGCUCUACCUCACCUCUGGACACAGGACAGCAGCCCCCAGCCUCCUCACACACACACACACACACACACACACACACACACACACACACACACACACACACACACACACACACACACACACACACACACACACACACACACACACACACACACACACACUCUCUUAAGGAUACUCAACAAACACACAUAGGUGCAUGUGCAUGGGUGGAAACUCAUAAGCACACAUACAUUAAGACAAAUCCCUCAAACACACAAUCUCAGUACUACCACUCAGUUGUAAUGAAAUACCACUGAAGACAGGAGGGCCUGCCCUUCCCUAUGGGGACCUCAUUGGUUUCACUGACUUCUCUCCUCUUUUUCGGGGGAACGUAGCCAUUACGUCCGGCUUUUCUCUUUUUUGUUAUGCGGGACCACGUGUCACUUUUCGAAUUUGGAGCCCCUCUUUUUUUUUCUUUCAGUUGAAACCGAAGCCAAUAAAUCACACGACGGAGGAAAUUGCAUGUACAGUCCGGCUGUCGCCCUGGAAGAGGAUUGGCUGGAGGAGCGAUACACCGCGAGCAAGCGGAGAACCCCAAGGUUACCAGGCCGUAAGACGGGCAGGUUUAGCACUGUUGAGGGGGAAAAAAAGGUUGAAAGAGACAACCAAUUUUCAUUGAACGCUAAGCAGCAGUUUGUGAACGACUGAACGAGGCGGCGGGAGGGAUGAAUGGAUGGAUGCGUUUCAGUAUUCCGGGAGCAUGUGGAGGAACGCGUGAGGACACGGAGCCGAGCGGUGAGUGGGAUCAGGAUGGCGGGUACUCAUAGCAGACGGCCAAGCCUAACUGCAGCAACCUCAACCGCCGUAGGUGGAAUCAACCCAAAAUCGACUGUUACCAGACUUCAGAGCACUCUAGUGGAGCAGCCAGAGCCCCCUCACACUACUGCAGUAGUCCCAACCCCUCCCCCCACCCUCAUCAGCAACUAUACAACCCCUAAUCCUCAAACCUAGCCCCAAGUCAUCUGUCAGGCAUGCCCCCUCCUCUGAGAGUCCUGGCCUACUCUGUAUAACAUAGGCCACUGGGACAGGGCUCCCAACCAACCCUGUCACAUUUUCAGUAUUAAACCAACAGCCCUCCUCCCCAACCCUCAUCCACUCUGGGCUGGAGACGUCCCUGGGUGAGGGAGGGAUGGUCCGAGGUCUGUUUGUCACUCAUACACUCUCCUCUCAGCAUUGGUCUCCAAGUCUACCCAGAUCCAGCCCCCCCAUACAUACUCCUUCCCCUGCCCAACCACCCAUUCACCCAACUCAAUGUAGGAGGCCAACGGUAGGUCUGAAAAAUGUACACCAAACUGAAUCCAUGCCUCUCCCUUGUGAGACAAGGCUGGCCAUAACCGCUCACUUAGAGCGGCGUUACCGAAUGAAUGUGAACGGCAAAGCAGCAAUGGGAGCGAGGUGAACGAGAGAGCGUAAGGGAGCGGGACAGAAAGAAGCUGGGGGGCAUCAGCCCUUCCUUCCGUCCUUCAUAUGGCGUGGGUUCGAGGGGGGGAUUGUCACCCAUUGUCAAAGCACCGUUAUGAACCCCUUAACUCCCUCAUUGAGACAUGAGUCCCCACCUUCAGCUCUCCAUAAAGGAGAGCCACCAACUUUCACAUGGAGACGAUCGGCAACAGAAACAGAACCGCCAUUCAAUGGAAGCUGGUAUGAAACUCCAAGCUUCUUUGACAAAGAACCAGUGUAAAUGACAGGAAAAAAAGGUCCAUAGUUCUUGUGAGCCUAUUGGGUGUGUGUGUGUGUGUGUGAAAUGGUUGGUUGAAAUGCUGCUUUUACCUUCUGAGUUGAAUUUUUAUUGAGAAAGAAAUAUAUGAUGAUAAUGAUUAUGAACCCAGAAAAGUGAAAUGAGAAAAAUAGGACUUUAAAAAAAAAGACUCCUGAACAAAAGUUAAACGCUUGGAGAUCUUUUUUCCUUCAUUUUAUCUCAACGUUUUUUUUUUUGGUGAUGUUUCUGUAUUUUUUUUACGCUUAAACUGCUUUGCGUAAAAGAGAAAAAAAGAACAGCCGUAGUCACUUUUUGACCAUGCGUGCAGCGUAACAUAGACAUUUCACAUCACCUAUAGUUUGUGUUGAUAAGCCAACUGUUCUGUUGUCUGUGUAUCUGUCUGAUUGUCCGUCCCUUUUUUCAGGAGGAAUUUACAUCAAACAAAAAACAGGAAUAUUUUUUUUAUUUUAUAUAUGUGUAUGUAUGUAUGUUGUUUCCUUUUUUAUGAAAGAAGACUUUGAAAAAAAAUCACAAACAGGAAAAAUAAUGCAACCGAAACUGAAACACAAUCUUCUCAUACCUCGCACAACACAAAACUCAAAAGGAACUUGGGAGGAGUGAUGAUUCACAGGCACAUGUGGAAGUGCGUAAAUACAUUCAAAAAAUAACAUUGAGGUAUAUAUGUGCUUGUGGCAUGUACGCAUCUGCAGCAAUUACAAAAAGACUCACCCACAAGCCUUGGCGCUCGCUACCUAUUAAAUUGGUUCUGGGAGGAUUGUGGACACAACAUAAAGUAAAGUCUCGCAUCAUCAACAGGUGCUGAAAUGGAUUGCUGGCAGUUGGCCCCUCCCAGGUGUAUCCACGACCAUAGAUAGUGACGUCAAAUGUGAAUGGCCCAGAGCUUGGGGGGGUCUUUUGUAAUGGCUGAGUGCUAUAUGGUAUUGAAUGUAGCUGAUAGGACGGGGCUGGAUCUGAGCCCGGUACCCACAACCUCACUUCCGCUCACCAGCAGAAUGGACAGUGGUGUCACAUAAACGUUACACGCAAACAAACUGAGAAUAUUGCCCAUCUGCAAGGUGCAAUAUAUACAGUAUGUUUUUUUGUAAAUACUUUUGUUUUUUUUAUAAUUUUUUUGUUUGUUUUAAUUUGGCCACAACCAAGGAUGUAAAUACAAAAAAAUAUGAAAUAUGAAAAACCAGUAUAUGUAAAAACAUAUGCAACACUCACAAACUGGAUGUUGAGGCUUGAGCACCAACUUUGCCGGCACCUGCGUCCCACCAUCUUGUAAAAUAAGCGGGGGGGGAAUGCAAUGUAUAUUAACGCUUCAUACUGUACAUCUGUGUGCUUGUGUGUGCACUCUCACACGCGCUUGUCGAUCCGUAUUCAGAAGUGACCCCGUGACGUUAAGCAUCCCUGUGCCUCCUAUUCUUUGCAAAGAGAUAGCUAGCCAUCCCUACAUUAUGUCCUGGCCACAGCUCAAAGCGCUAUACAGUCAAGGCUAUACACUGUGUGUCCACCAACUGACUGGUCUCUCCAGGUUAACGACGGGAGUGGGUAGCAGCCACAGUAGACAGAGGAUGUGAAGGUGUAGUGGAUAUUGCCGUUUAGAAGGGGAGGGGGGAUUACAAGACUUCGCUAAAAGAGAAAUCAGUCAAUAUUCUCAAUAUAAAAGCUACGCGUAAACCACAGCUUGCCUGGCUACAUGUUAAUUUGGGAUAGCCCAUUUCAUGGAAUCCCCCAACUACCCUGUCCUUUCAUCAGCAGUCUUAGCAUGGUUCAGUCCAACAGGCUGAAACAUGGGGAGAGGGAGGAGAUUGUCUGUGAUGUUUCGGUUUUUUUGGGGGGGGCUGCGUUUGCUCCACAUAUAUGUCAAAUGUAGAGUUUUGUGAAAACAAAAAAAGAAACGCAAGUAGCAAGAUGCCUAUGCAAAUCCCUUACAACCACUCCAAAAGCGUGCUCCCUUUACUGGUGAGACAGACUGGCAGUCAUGUUUAAAUUAAAGCAGUUUCAACCUUGUCCGGAUUCCCCUGACCCAACUCAACUGCAUGAAUCCCACUGGUCUUGAUUUGAUCUGGGUACAAAGGCCCUUGCUACUCUGUGCGGGCUGAGGGUCAGGGCUGUCAAAUGAGUGGGGCCCAGGGUUGACGGGAUACUCAAAGGCUCUGUCUCCAACCAUGACCCAGCUCACCGGCUGGUCCCUGGGGUCCAACAAGUCCACUUGUUGAAAUGACAAAAGGCCAAGUGUUGGAAGGGCACUGUCAUAGAAAAGUUGUGCUGUUGUUAACUGCUCCAGAAUCAGUGUGUGUGUGUGUGUGUGUGUGUGAUAUGUGUCUAUCUGUGUUACAGUAUUUGUCUACAUGAUACAACGCUCUCAUGGUUCAGCAGAUCGAUUCGGUGCUACCUAACAAGGCCCAAGCAGCCUCAGACGACUCCCUACAUUUUUGUAUCGUUCUUUUAGAAAGAUGAGUGAAAAAAAAGAAAAACCGCUGGCAUAGAUGAGCUUUAAAAUAUUUAAUCUAGCGGCCAAAGGAACGUCAUUGAAGACGUCAUGGCGCUCAGUGGGCGACGUACGAUUGGCGAGAUGCGAGUCACUUGUGCAAUGGCCGGAUGAUCUCUCACCUCUCCUCAUGGAGGUCAAAAGCCAGACCACUCAGAGGCACGAGCGAAUGCACUGAUGCACAAUCAUUGAACAAACCAAGUCGCCACACAUAAACAGGACAGCUUUAACCCACUGUACACUGACAUAGCAGCAUAUACGUAGUUGAGACGCACUUUCAGUAGCCUCGAUUCUCGAGUCUUUCCGGAGAAUAUAAUAAUAUAAAAGCAGUUAAUGAUUGUGUCAGCGUAAAUAGUUUAAAUAUACUGAUUGGACCCGAUAAUGACCAAAUAGCGCUUGCAACAUUUCAACUAUUACUUAGAAUUAGUUGAACCGUUAUAUUAGUGUCGCUGUAGCCUCAGCAGUUGACAACAUUCUUUUUUUUACAAAUGUUUUGAAUGAAGUGCGUUAUGUGAGCGAGUGGUGCUGUAGUAUAACUAGUCUUGUCAGACCCUAUUAGGCGAUUUACUGGGAGACAAUAUGAAUUUGCAUGGCUGGUUUUAACAUGCAUGACCCAUGAGAGUGUUGGCUAGAACACCUACUCUAAACAUGCACGCUCGCAGACACGCACCUUGUUUCUCCGGACUGGGUAAGAAAGCUAUUGAAGGAUUCUCUCAGGUACAAAAUAACAUUUUCUAAAUAAAUGAUGAUAGACCUUAGAUGAACCACAAUUGUUAGCUCAUAUUUGUUGCCCUAUGGAUGGAGAAUGUUAUGCUAUGUACUGUUUGCACUGUGCUCCCUCUCGUUGGUUUCCCCAGUUCUUUCCCCCUUUACCCUUCCUCAUACAAAGAAACUGCACCGUAUCCUCAUAGCUUUGUUCAAAUGAGAGGGGACUUCUGCCCGCGUGUGUCGGUUUGUGCGUAUAUCCGUCUUUCUGUAUUCAUAAUGUCUGUCUGCUUCGGUGUGUGUGUAUGUGUGUCGGUGGGUGAAUGUACGUGCGUGUGUUUGGUGAUAAACACUCUGACUCACGCAGGACUUUUCUGUAUUUGGGCCAGUUCCUUGCCCGCAGACAAAAAUAAUUAUACCCUAUGGUCCAGAAGGAAUCACGUCUCACCUUUGCUUACUACAUACAGACACGCAUACAGUGUACAAAACAGAUUGUAACAAUCACAGAUCCAUCCAAUAUGGCAGCAAUUCACCAUCUGAGGAAAAGCUUUGCACCUCUGUCCACAGACGUGUUCUAUUUAGGUGUGCUUAAUGCCAAUACUUAGUGAUACAUUGGAAGCUUGGUAUGGCUCAAAUUUGUUUGUGGUGUAUGUGUGUGUGUCCGUCUUCGUCGGUUUGUAUGUGUGUGUUGAACAUGCACUGCUUUGUUCUCCCCAACUCCCUAAGCAUCUUUUGAGGCCGCAGUACGAGACAGAUUUCUGAAAAACAGCCUUGUCAUAAACUCACAUUUUUAUUUCCCUUGAAGAAUGUAGCCAAUAACGUGUUCAAUAGGUCAAAUAGGGGUGCUUACAUUUGUCCUGUUUCGGGUCCAUGUACAAGUGGGUAACCUGGAUGAGUGUGGAAAUGUUUUUUUUUUGUUGCAUUUCCCAACUCCCCCUGAGGCACCCUCAAAGAGUGGGGUCGCAGUCAGGGAUCAGCCAUUAUUGACGGUGACCCUGGAGCAAUUAGGGUUAAGUGCCUUCCUCAAGGGCAGAUCGACAGAUUUUUCACCUUUUCGGCUCAGGGAUUCUGAACUAGAAACCUUUCGGUUACUGUUCCAUUACCCUGAACCGUUCGGGGGUGGGUGAGGGGGGGGUUGUAACUCACAAGUGCAGAAUGUGAGCUGGUAGGAAUGCUUUAAAAAAGGGGCUCAGCUGGAAUGACUUUUAUGCUUGCAAAUGGAAACCAGACUGUUGAUAGUGUUACCUCUGUCCUGAGUUCUCUUGUUUUUGGCAUUGCAGGUUUUGAAACGGCUGCCUUAUUGAUUGUGUUUUGUAUUGCUCCCAUGUGAAACUGUACUGCAGGAAUUUUAUGUAGAGAUCGAUGAUUUGUGUGGACUUUCAUUGGUUUUCUUUGAAAAAAUGCAGACAAUAGAGUUGGGAUCUUGGGGGAAAGAUAGGCCUAUAUGUAUGUUUGCUUGGUUUUUCCAGCUUCGGUUUCCUAAGAAUAACAUUAUGAGGAUAUCGUCACAGAAGUAGAAAUGACAAGAGCAAACACCCCCAUGAAGGCAAUUCUGAUGCAACAGAAAAACUAUUUUUCGAGUUCAGAGAUCAGAGGGAUCUAAUGAAAUCACCAGAUUGCCAUGUUAAUCCUGCCAACGAUAACAGGAAAAAGGGAGUUAGUGUGUGUGUGUGUGCACGCCUGCGUCCAUGCGUGUGUGUAUGCAUGAUAUAGAGAAAGAAGUAGGUCACGCAGCUCUAUGCGACUACAUUUUGUAUUGUGCAGCGCUUGGAGUGUUCAAAGUCGUGACUGUUAGGUGUUGGUAUGCCCUCCUCUAGAUGUGCUUGUGUACAAGUAGUAAGUUGAGUAAGAGUGAGCACAUGACUGUAAUCAUUAAAAAGCACUAUGACCCUUCUAUGGCACAUUGACCUGUACUGUGGCCUGCUCACUGUCUCAGGCAUGGACAGCGGUGCAUGUUAGAACGUGGGAAGAUCUUUGAAUGGGAUGGGAGUGGGAGUGAAGCGAUUGCUCUGGCGAUUCGUCCGGUUGUGAUGUACUGAGUCUGUUACUUACUAGGCCACAUUUUUCAAAUAUUUUUCCAAUUAGUUAUUAGCACUAUUAGGUAGUGCCUUCAGGAGCUUUUAAAGGCAGGUGAUUAUAGUUGGUUGGUCGGCUUUAUGCUGCUUGGACUUCCUAUGUGUCUAUUGAAAUGUGUAAAUCGUGGAGAUAUUUUUGUAAAAGGUGCGGCGGAAAUGUUACGCCUAGACAGCAAGGAAUUAUUAAUGAAAAAAUUGAUUUCGAGAAUUAGCACGCCAUAUGUAUGAAUGCAUAUGCAAAGUUUGUCAGUUUGAAAACGGGUUUGAUCGGUUGGGACUGAUCAGGUUUGAAUGUGAGGCCUCAAAGGGUGCUUUCCUUAACCCCUCCUCUUCCCAUGCUGUCCAUCAAAUGUGUCUCCUGUCUUUUUCAUGGCACUGCUCUGACAUGUACCCUCCUAGCACAGAUCAAACUUCAGUCCCAUUGACCAAUACUCUACUAUAGCCUUUUUAUUGUAUGGACAGCCAGUGAUAUACUCUGUUAAGCUAGUUUAGAAAUCCAGCAAAAGGGAUCAAAUGUUCUCACAGAGAAGUUCCACACAGAAACAGAGGGGUCUAAUUGAGUCCAUAGUUCACAAAUACCCACUGCUCAAUCCAGUCUACAGUAGCUGGUCCUGACAGAAGGGUCCAUGUCAAACUGCCUCUCUUACUGUCUCCACUGUUCUCCAGUCCUGGAACAGGGACUACACUCUGGGCGAUGUUUUGUUGUACGGGUGUGUGUGAUCUUUUUGACGUCUAUCACCUGAACUUUUGCAAUCCACUGUUCUAUCCAGAGAAAGGCCACGUGUGCCAAUUUUAUUCAAAAACAACAUAACACCUGAUCCAAAGCUAUGGGUUUUAUCGUACCAAAUCUGACCAAUGGAAAGACGCAGAGGCGAGCCUCAAUAUGGCUGGGUUGGAUUUUAUUUUCUCUGGUUCGAGUCAUUUUUUUGUCACUCGAUGUUGUUUUUAUGGAUAUUUCUGUCCUUUUUCUAAUUAUUGUUUAACCAGUCCGUUAGCUAACUUCUCAUUAUAUUUGUGGUUAUUGUUACAUAAAACAGAAUUCAAAAACCUUCAGCCAGCAGUACAUGUAAAUCUAUCAAGGCUGUAGUCUUAAUCUGAGACUGCCGUAACUGGUGGUGGCCAGAGAGCACACAGUACCCUGCUGAAAAAAACGGCAUAGACUGGUGACCAGCCUUCUCUGUGUUGUUGCUGGUGACCAGCCUUAUCGGUGUUUUGGAAACUGGUCACCAGCGUACCAGCAUAUGCUGGUCACCCACAAAACCUGCGUAAAAUCACAUUAUGCAAGGUGACGUCUAAUUCCUAUUAUAAACUGGGUGGGUCGAGGCCUGAAUGCUGAUUGGCUGACAGCAGUGGUAUAUCAGACCGUAUACCACGGGUAUGACAAAACAUUUAUUUUUACUGUCCUAUUAGGUUGGUAACCAGUUUAUUAUAAUAAUAAUAAUAAUAAGGCACCUUGGGGGUUUGUGGUAUAUGGCCAAUAUACAAAGGCGAAGGGCUGUGUCCAGGCACUCCAUGAUGCGUCACGCAUAAGAACAGCCCUAAGCUGUGGUAUACUGGCCAUAUACCACACCCCCUUGUGCCUUAUUACUUAACUGGAAUCCAGUCUGAGUGGGGAUAGCCAACAAUUCACUAUUUUAUUCACCCACAAUCUGCUUUCAGAAUGACUGCCUGGGUUAAAAAGAUAAAUAAAAGAGACUACCUAAACCAUCUAAACUGGAACAACCAUUUCAGUAACGGGUGCAAUAAAUCCAACUAACAGAUUGGAUUAGUUUAGAAAACGUUAUUUAUCUUUGUGUAAUGAAUUGAUUAAUAAAU
Molecule: messenger RNA, 12261 nt
Organism: Salmo salar (Atlantic salmon)
Lineage: Eukaryota; Metazoa; Chordata; Actinopteri; Salmoniformes; Salmonidae
Product: thyroid hormone receptor alpha
Biological process (GO): positive regulation of transcription by RNA polymerase II; retinoic acid receptor signaling pathway; thyroid hormone receptor signaling pathway
Cellular component (GO): RNA polymerase II transcription regulator complex
Molecular function (GO): zinc ion binding; RNA polymerase II cis-regulatory region sequence-specific DNA binding; nuclear receptor activity
Source: RefSeq, a predicted model, not a curated record